ACAUGGCGGCAAGUUGACGCGCGCAUUUCAUUCAAGGUUGAGAUAAAGGUUGGGAACUUUGUUUGAGAUGGAGAUCCAGGCAAUCCACCAAAAUUUACACUGGGAACCUAAUAACAUACAGAAUGCCAAUUAUACUUCGGAUGAGGAUGAAUUCGAAAGUGGAAACAGUACAGCAAAACUGUACGAACGAUCGCGUAUUAAAGCACUUGCAGACGAACGUGAGGUUGUUCAGAAAAAGACAUUCACAAAAUGGGUGAACUCCCACCUUUCGGUUGUGUCUUGCAACAUCGAAGAUCUAUACCUAGAUCUAAGGGACGGGAAAAUGCUCCUAAAACUCUUAGAGAUUUUAUCUGGUGAACGUCUUCCUCGACCCACAAGGGGGAAAAUGCGAAUCCAUUGUUUAGAGAAUGUUGACAAGUCCUUAAAUUUCCUGUGUGAUCAGCAUGUUCACCUAGAAAAUGUGGGUGCUCACGAUAUCGUAGACGGAAAUUCACGACUAACACUUGGACUUAUUUGGACAAUUAUUUUGCGUUUCCAAAUCCAAGAUAUAAUUGUUGAAGAAUAUCAGACAAGUGAAACCCGAUGCGCUAAAGACGCUUUGUUAUUAUGGUGCCAAAUGAAAACUGCAGGUUAUCCCAAUGUAAAUGUUCGGAACUUUACGACAAGUUGGCGUGAUGGUUUAGCUUUUAAUGCUUUAAUUCAUAAACACCGACCUGAUCUAAUUGAAUACUCCAAACUGUCUAAAUCAGAGCCAAUUAAAAACCUGACUACCGCCUUCAGUGUUGCCGAAGAAAAAUUAAAUCUUCACCCUCUUUUAGAACCAUCUGACGUGGCUGUUGAACAACCAGAUGAAAAGUCUAUUAUUACCUAUGUUGUUACAUAUUACCACUACUUUAACAAAAUGAAAGCUGAUACUGUACAUUCGAAAAGGAUUGGUAAGGUCGUCAACCAGGCCAUCGAAACUGAUGACAUGAUCAAUCAAUAUGAACAAUUAACUUCUGAUCUUCUUGACUGGAUAAAGAAAACCAUAAAGCUUUUAGACGACCGUACAUUCGCCAAUUCACUUUCGGGUGUUCAACACCAGUUAGCUGGCUUCAACACUUACCGAACCGUCGAAAAACCUCCCAAGUUCAGAGAAAAAGGGGGUCUUGAAGUUUUACUUUUCACUAUUCGCAGUAAAAUGCGCGCCAACAAUCAAAGACAAUAUAAUCCACCUGAAGGAAAAAUGAUAGCAGAUAUAAAUCGUGCCUGGGAAAUGCUUGAAAGAGCUGAACAUGCACGGGAAUUAGCUGUACGAGAUGAACUUAUACGUCAGGAGAAGUUGGAACAACUUGCCUCUCGUUUCGACCGUAAAGCUGGAAUGCGAGAAACUUGGCUUACAGAUAAUCAACGACUCGUUUUACAAGAGUUCUUUGGUGAUAACCUUGCUGCUGUUGAAGCUGCAACAAAGAAGCAUGAGGCCAUAGAAACAGAUAUAUAUGCAUAUGAAGAGCGUGUAAAUGCUAUGGUCAAUGUUGCAGAGGAGCUGAAGAGAGAAAAUUAUCAUGCUCAUGAAAAUAUCCAGUUGCGGAGGGAUAAAGUACUUGCUAUGUGGCGUAAUCUAUUGGACUCACUUAGCAUUAGACGCCAGCAUCUAGAACUAAGUUUACAGUUACAGCAUAUCUUCCAAGAAAUGACCUAUUUGAUGGAUUGGAUCGAAGAAAUAAAGAGCCGUCUUAAGUCGCAGGAUUAUGGUAAACAUUUGAUGGGUGUUGAGGACCUCUUGCAAAAGCAUAAUUUAUUGGAAGCUGACAUUCGUGUCCUCGGCGGUAGAAUGAAUCAGGUUGUUGACCAGGCCACCCCAUUUAUUGUUGGGUCAUUUACGCCGGAUAUGGGUGCAUACAAACCAAUUGAACCCGAAAUAGUUCAGGAGCGUACUGAAAAAUUACGUGCGGCGUAUGAUGAUUUACAUGACUUGGCGGAGGCUCGUCUUCGUGGUCUUCGGGAUUCACGGGAAAUGUGGCAAUUUUUCUGGGAUAUGGAGGAUGAAAAGGAAUGGAUCAAAGAAAAAAGCCAGCUUAUGUCCAGUCCAGACUUGGGUCAUGAUCUAAGUUCAGUAAGUCGACUUUUACGUAAACAUAAAGCUCUUGAAGAAGAGUGUCAAAUGCAUCGAGCUGUUUUAGAAGAUGCAUUGAAGCAUGGUGAACAACUUAUUACUGAUGGAAAUCAAGGUGGUGAGCAAAUAUCCCAGCGUAUCGUUGAAAUGAAUCAAUUAUGGGGUCAAUUAGUUGACUUGAUAACAGAGCGUAAACAACGCCUAAUUGAGUCACAGGAUUUCUUCCAACUAAUGGCAGACUGUGAUGAUGCAGAUGUAUGGUUGACUGACCAACAACGCAUUGUUAGCAACGAAGAUGUAGGUCUUAAACAAGCCACAACAGUGUCUUUACUGAAAAACAACCAGGAAGUUAUGGAUAAUCUUCAAAACUACCAAGAAACAAUAUCUCAACUAAAUCAAGAUGCAUCACGAGUUUCUGAUUAUCCAGACAGUGAUGCCACAGCUAUAGCACAUCGUUUAGAUGCGGUCGAUCAACAUUAUGCUUUAGUAAAAGAAUUAUGUAGAUUACGGCAUAAACGUUUAAAUGAUGCUCUUUCGAUGUAUAAACUAUUUGAUGACUCAGAUACCGUACGUACAUGGAUAACUGAAAAAGAAAAACUUUUAACGACGUUAGUUCCAAGUGACGAAAUUGAAGAAUUGGAGGUUAUUCGACAUCGGUUCGAAUGUUUCGAAAAAGAAAUGGCUGGAAACGCCAAAAAGGUUGGUAGUGUAAAUCUACUUUCAGAAGAAAUGUUAGAUAAAGCUCAUCCAGACGCUGAAAAGAUAUUAAGACAUCAAGAUGAACUCAACGCAUCAUGGAAUGAGUUAGCCGACCUUGUUGACAAACAAAAAAGACAAUUAGAUUUAUCUUACCAGUAUAAUCAAUUUUUAAUCGAAAGUUCAGAAACAGCGAAUUGGAUAAAAGAUAAAGCAAAGUUAAUCGAAUCAACCGAUGAGCUAGAUAAUAACUUGGAGGGUAUUAUGCAGCUUCAGCGUAGACUUGGUGGAUUACAACGCGAUUUAAAUGCUAUUGAGGCUAAGGUUAAGCACUUGGAUGAACAAGCCCAAGAACUUACUGAAGCAAAACCAGAAACUCAAGCUGUUGUUAUAGCUGAAAAAGAGAAGAUUCAUGACUUAUGGAAUGAACUGAAAGAGAUCGUAAAAGAAAGAGAUGAUCGACUUAAUGAUUCAAGCGAAUUGCAACGUUUCUUACAAGAUUUAGAUCAUUUCCAAAUCUGGCUUCGUCGCACACAAAUCGCUGUAGCUUCUGAAGAGGUUCCAAAUAACUUAGAGGAGGCGGAGACCCUUUUAGACCAACAUGAACAAUUAAAAGCUGAAAUCGAUGGAUAUGAAAAUGACUUUCAUCGGCUUAUGGAUUUCGGCAGACGUGUGACUGAAGUUCAGACAGAUGCCCAAUACAUGUUUUUGGCCCAGAGGUUAGACGGUAUCGAAGAAAAUUGGGAAGCUCUACGAAGAAUGUAUGAAAACCGCACCGCAGCAUUACAAGAAGGUGUCGAAGCCCAAACAUUCUUUAGAGAUGCUUUACAAGCGGAGGUCCUUCUAGCAAAAAUGGAGAAGGUUGUUUCCAAGGAAGAAGCUCCUAUCAAUUUGGAGAUGGCACAAGAAAAUCUUCGUAAUUUUGAAACCUUCCGAACGUCAUUGGUGCCAACCGAUGAAAAGAUUGACAAUGUGUUGAAUGAUGGUGCGAAAUUGGUUGGUCGUGGAAUUUUCCCUACUGAAAAGAUUCAAAAUAAAUGUGAACAACUUAAACAACGACGAGACUCUCUAAAGAGGCGAGCAGAUGAACAUGGUCAAAAACUCAAAGAACAGUUACAUCUACAAGAAUUUUGUCAGGACGUUGACGAUGCUGAAGAAUGGCUUGCUGAGAAAGCUAUGGCUAUUACAGAGCAACCGGCACCUAUUGCUCGAAGCAUUGCUGCAUUAUAUGGGCGAUUUAAGGCGUUUGAAGGCGAACUUGAUGCCAACAAGGAGAAAAUUGCCAAAGUUAUUGAAGAGGGAGAAGAGCUUAUUGUAGCCCAUCCUAUGCUUCAAGUCCAAGUCGAACCGAAAAUAUCUGCCUUACGUAAGCAGUGGGAAGACCUUAACACCACUACAGCUGAUAAGAGCGCGAAAAUGGCAGAUGCUAACAGAGAAACAUUAUUCGAUGAAACUGCUAAGUCUAUGCUUACAUGGAUUACUGAAGUUAGCUCACAAAUAGUUACUACUACAGAAGAAGUUACUGAAGAAAUCGGUCUCGUUGAAAUCAAUGAACAUCUCAAAGAUCAAGAACGCAAGGAUCAAGAAUUGGCUGCCAAACGCCGAAUGCUUCAAGAUAUGGCGACUCAUGCAGAAAAACUCAAAGAACAAUAUCCUGAACGUCGUGAAGAGUUUGAACAAGUUCACCAGGAAGUGCGUAUUCGUCUUACUGAAUUAGAAGCUCCUCUAGCUGAUCGCCGUGAUCGCCUUGUUAAACAAAAGAGAGUUCGUCAAUUCUUACGAGAUAUUGAAGACGAGAAGGACUGGAUUAAAGAAAAGUUGGCACUUAUUGAAGACUCAUGCAAGCUUGGAAGUUCAUUACUUGCCACACAACAACUUAUAAGACGUCAUCGCAUGCUGUCUAACGAAGUAGAUAAUCACCGUCCACGUAUUGAUGCCGUUUGUCACGAAGGCGAACAAAUGAUACUUGAAGGUCAUCCACGAAGCGAUCGAUUCCGUGAAGCUAUAGAUGAAUUAUGGGUGUUAUGGGAACAAUUACAACAUGUAGUAGGAGAAAGACAAGAACAAUUAACACGAAAUGAAGUUGCUCAGCAGUAUCUAUUCGAUGCAAGCGAAGCUGAAGCUUGGAUGGGAGAGCAAGAACUUUACUUAAUGGGUGAUGAACGUGCGAAGGAUGAACAAGGCGCUAAUAACGCAAUUAAAAAGCAUGAACAACUACAAAAAACUGUAGAGAACUAUGCCACAGAAAUCCGUGGAUUAGGUGAACGAUGCCAGGCUUUAUUGGAAGCCAAUCAUCCUGAGUCUGAAGCUGUUGUCGCUAAACAGGCACGCAUUGACAAGAUGUAUGCGGGUUUACGUGAUCUAUGUAGUGAACGCCGGGCAAGGCUUGAUGAGAUUCUGAAGUUGUAUCAUCUCUUACGAGAUAUUUUAGAUCUUGAGGCUUGGAUUGCAGAACGUAUCUUGGUAGCAAGUAGUCAUGAAGUUGGUGCAGAUUACGAACAUUGUUGUUUACUUCGAGAACGUUUCGCCGAAUUUUCUCGUGAAACAAAUGAACUUGGAAAAUAUCGUAUUAGUGCAGCCAAUGAAUUAUGUAACGCUCUUAUUGGUCAGGGUCACAGCGAAGCUGCUGAAAUCGCCAGUUGGAAGGAUCGAAUUAAUGAAGCAUGGGCUGAUCUACUGGAGCUCAUUGAUACACGUAUUCAACUUUUGAAAACUGCAUGGGAUCUACAUAAAUUUUUGGCAGAUUGCCAAGAUGUUCUCGAUCGUAUUGUCGACAAAGUCAGCAGUAUUCCAGAAGAAGUUGGACGUGAUGCUAAAGCUGUCGCUGCACUUCAACGCAAACACAAUACAUUUGAAUGUGAACUGGCACGUCUUGGAUCACGAGUGGAAGGGAUCGUAGAAGCGGCUAAUAGCUUACUACCGUCUUACGCCGCAGAUAAAGAGCGUCUUAUAUGUGACCGCCGGGACGAAGUUAUUCAUGCAUGGCGACAACUACAAUGUGCUGCGGAACAACGUAAAGCACGCUUACAUGAUGCCUCUGAUGUCCAUCGUUUCUUCUCUAUGGUACGUGAACUUCGUUUGUGGAUGGAUACUAUUCGUAUGGAGAUGACUACUAAAGAAAAGCCAAGGGAUGUAUCCGGAGUCGAAUUGCUGAUGAAUAGUCAUCGUAGCCUAAUGGCUGAAAUAGAUGCUCGAGAGGAAAACUUCAGCAUUUGCCUAAGUUUAGGUCGAACUCUUCUAAAUCGUCGACAUCCUCAAGAAGAAGAAGUCAGAAAAAAAUGCAUUCAGCUGGUAACUGAAAAAAUUUUGCUGAAUGAUCAAUGGGCAGAGCGAUGGGAAACGUUAAGUCUUCUUAUGGAGGUAUAUGAGUUUGCUCGGGACGCUGAGAUAGCAGAUACUUGGCUUACGUCACAAGAAGCUUAUCUUAAUAACACUGAUUUGGGUGAAACGUUAGAUGAAACCUUAGCAUUGUUGAAAAAACAUUUUGCAUUUGAACGUGCAGCCGCUACACAAGAAGAACGUUUCCGAGAGUUAGAGAAGCUUACAACUCUGGAAUUGAAAGCACGUGAAAGAACUCCAGAAACCGAGGCUGCCAGGCAAUUGGAAAAAGAAAGGAAAAUAGCUGAAGCUGUUAGAGAAUUUCAGCCACCUCCACCUCCUGUGUCCGUACCUGUACAAACGCCGGUUUCAGAAGCUGAUAGGCGGGCUGUGGAUAUCAGAGAUGCUGAACAAGGUAGUAGUCGUCUUCCAACGGUAACCACCCCAAGACAUGAACGUGGAAGUUCUGAUGUUGGUAAACCUGUUCCUCGUGACUUUGAAGGUGUUUUAACACGUAAACAUGAAUGGGAAACAGGCACAAAGAAAGCUUCUUCUCGCUCUUGGCAUGAGUUGUAUUUUGUCCUCUCUGCAACGUCUUUCACACUUUCUGCCUAUAAAGAGCAAAAACAUGCCAAAGAAAGACCUGGGGAUUUAUAUCGGCAUGAACUCCCUGUUAAUUUAGUGGGCGCUUCCGCUGCACCUGCGUACAACUACGCCAAACGCUCUUUUGUAUUCCGUCUCAAACUUUCGAACGGAGGUGAAUCUCUAUUUCAAGCACAUUCUGAAAAACAUAUGCAUAGCUGGGUUCAAGCUAUUAAUGCAGUGGCAUCAAGUGCAAGUGGGCAACCAAUGGAGUCUUCUUCAUCUGCUGGAGGACGAGCUGCCACGUUACCUUCUGGAGUUGCUCCUGAGUCUCAAGUAGCUAGUAGCUCUUCUGCUCCCGGGAAGAAAAAGUUUUUCACUUUAGGUCGUAAAAAGUAGUUGAUCUUUUAUUGAAUGUGCUUGUGAUACUUUUGUUGAGGUAGUAAAAAUAACUUGUGACUAUCCCUUGUCACUCACUCACUAUCGUAGCUUCAUAAUAUAGGCUCACAAAGUGCACAAGCAAUUAACUUGUCCGUGUUUUCUUUUCGCUUUAAAUAAACGCGCGCGCGCAUUUUCGUAUGAUUUUUAAACAUCUGCCUCGUUUUUUAAGUCUCUUGGUUUCGGAAGUUUUUUUUAUAAAUAUGUAAGCGCGUUUAUUUUACCUCCGGUUCGAAGGCCAACACAUACAUACACAUAUAACUUCUUCAAUUAAUCACCACGUUCUUGCUGAUACUGUUGCUUUUUAAAAAAAAAUCGGAAGCAUAAAUUAUUCUUGAGAUAUUUUAAUAAUAAUCCUCAGUUUUAGGAUGUUAUUAUUGUUAUUAUCGCUAUAGUUAUUCUAUUUUAUUUUUUGUAAAGUUAUUCAAAUAAUCACUAAGUUAGUUUAUUCAUGUAUUUGUUCGUUUCUCUGUUUGUUUGUUUCUGAUUCAUUUUUAUUCCAUCACUUCAAGCUUACAACAUUAUACAUACAUACGAUGAUACAUUUACAUUGAUUACGAAAAAAAAAUAAUAAUAAGCAGCCAACUUGUUAAUUUCCCAAUAAAUAACAAUACAUGUGCAUUUUCGCUUUUUUCUGUUGUUAUAUUUCACCCUUUUCUAAUAAUGAACUGCUUUAAAGAAAUUAUGAUUUCGGUUAGUUUGGUUUUAAUUUUUUUGUGUGUAUUUGUUCCCUUGUUCGUCUAAAAGUAACAACUAUUGAUCAAAUUACGAAUUAGUACUACUCAUCGUAAUAAUCAAUUAAGUCACUAAUAGUCUACAUGUUUCCAAAUAGCUUUUUUCUCUUUAUUCCUCUUCACUGCUUUUUGGGGACUUGAUUGAUGGUAGCCUUUCAUUAUCGUCUAUAAUAAUUAACUCUCUGCAUGUUAACAAUAUAUUGAUAUAUAUAUAUAUAUAUAUAUAAAAUACUGUCGACUCUACCAAUAAUUAAGAAAAUAACAAGUAUGAAAGCUCGUUCCUAUAUAAUAAUAAUAAUAAUAAUAAUAAUAAUAAUAAUAAUAAUAA
Molecule: messenger RNA, 8191 nt
Organism: Schistosoma intercalatum
Lineage: Eukaryota; Metazoa; Platyhelminthes; Trematoda; Strigeidida; Schistosomatidae
Source: the annotation of a GenBank genome assembly